AUGUCAGAAAAUUAUGAAAAUCAAGGAUUUCUACAUAGAGUAUCCAUUGAUGUUAAAUCAUUAGAAGCCACAUUUCCAUGGCUUGUUAAAUUUCACAAAGUCAUGUAUUCAUCUGUGGGAAGUAGAAAUUCUAAGCUGUUGGAACAUUUACUUUCACUUUAUACACAGAAUAUUUUAAGUAGUAUAAACUCGUAUCGUGAACAAGCAUUUGACAUGAUAAGAUUGAAGAAUCAUAUAACUAGAACCUUAACAUUUUUUCAUCUUUACUGGCGCGAUAUGAAAGAGUUUGUUGGCGAUAGUGAUUCAUAUUUAAAUACAAUGUCACUGCUGUUAGGUGUAUACAUAGACAUGGAACUUAAAACUUUUAAACACACUAAGGAUUCGUCUUCGAUAGUUGCAAAACUUCUUUCUGCACUGUGGAUAUAUUUAAAUCAUUCAGAGAGGCAUAUCUUCAGAGUGAUACUCAAGCUGAAACACAUCACUAAGAAGUGUGUGAGAAUAUAUGAACCAAUAAUCAUGAAAAGCUUUGCUAUUUUGAGACGAAACAUAGAAUCUCUGACAGAUAUAGAGUACAUCAGGUAUUUACUUGUAUUAAAAAUGUUGAAAAGAACAAAGGAAACUAUUGAAGAGAUGAAAGAAGUAAAUAAGAUGGCUCUCAUAAUCUUAGGCCCACAAACACCAAAAAUGCGAGACGAACUUUUAAAAAUUUUACCAAAACCUUCUGUUGGGCAUGAAAACGAAACACUUUGGUUGUUACAACCAAAUGUAUUUGACUUGAAAGCAGCAUGUAGUAAUUUCUUAACCUUCGAAGACUUAGUAUCCGUGCAGUCAAAGAAUUCUGAUGCAACUAAUUGUCAGAAGUCACAGACCAUUUCACUGUACGGUGUCAAUGUUGUCGAAGAAUGUAAUGUGAAUCACAAAAAGAAGAAGAAAAAUAGUAAGAGAAAAUUGGAGUGGUUGAAAAUGAUGAAGAAAAAGUGUAAAGUGCAAAAACCAGUGGUUAGAAACAAAGUAAAAAUCGCAGAUGCUCACAGGACUGAAAAUUCUGAAAAAUCUGUGGACAAGAUCAUUCUGAAAUAUUUACCAAUUUCUGACAAUAAAGUCAGUGAACAUACAGAAAGCUAUGCUUCAACAGAACAAGAUAAUAUUCAUGAUUAUAUUCAUAAUAAAAAAAAUAAAGAAUUAAAAUGCAUGUUUCAGCAUAAGCAAUGCAAUAACUGUAUUUUGUCAUUCAAACAGGAUGAUAUUCAACAGAACAGAAUUUUAUCUUUGUUGAAACUUUUAAAUGUUGUGGGACAAAAUAUUAGGGAACCAAAAGUCACAUUUAGAGAGGAAAAUCUAAUGUCUUCUCAGCAUAUGUUUAUUUGUGGCGAUGCAAACAGUGAAUCUAGUGAAAUAAAUACUCAGGGUAAGGAGAAAUUCUUAUUACAGCCAAGUAGUUCUGUACAGACAAUACUUUUAUCAAAAGAGUGCCAAAAUAAUAUAACAACUACAGACACUCAAUCCAUAAAACAAGAAUUACCGACAAGCACAGACUGUAAUAUAAUUGAGUCUGACUGUCAAAGUGAGUCUGUUUAUGUGAAAAACAAUUAUCAUUCACAUGACGUGAGAUCAUUGGUAACUUCAAAAACUGCAAAACAGAAAAGUUCUUGUGAUAUUCAUGAAUGUACAUGUCCUGUUACGGUAAUUGCAGCGGAACCCUUCACUUGUCAUAAUUACAAUAUAAUUAAUCAAACAAACUGCGAAAACAUAUUGCAGGCUGCUGCAAUUGAUAAUAAUUCCAGCAACAAGAAAUCGAUCUGUAACAAGAGUAUCGUCUGCAUGCUGAACGAUCUUGAUAAAUGUAUGCAUGUUUUAAACCGCAUUGGUGAACACAUCAUGACAGUGCAUACAGAGAAACAGCGACUGGAAUGUUUGGAGAAUAGUGAAGUCUGCGCCGUUACUACCACAGUGUUUGGGGAUCAAAGCAUAAAGUCAGGUUGGAAUCAGAAUACGAAUCUGUUAAAUUCAGAGAAACUAAGUAAAUUUCUCGAAUUAUAUGGGAAAAGAGAACUUUUAAAUGUAUGCAGCUGUACAGAUAUCCAUAGACAGGAGAACCAAGAUAUUAAUAAAAUCUUGAAUGAACUGAAAUGUGAAAAAUUACGGCCGAAAGAUCUACAUUCCUGUGAAAAGAAUCAUACUUUCUCUGAAACAAAAUUAGUAGAAGGUUCUUUCUACAACCACAUAAAGUCUGAGUUCGAGCAGUCUGAAAAAGCAGUGAAAAAGGAAAGUGUUGAAGCUUUUGGAACCAUAACACAUCAGUUUGAAAAAAUGGCAGCAAAUGGUCAGACAGAUUAUUUUCCAUAUGAUCCAAAAAACAUGGAUGAAUUUGAGAAUAUUGAUAUUCUAGAUAGCAUUCUAAAUGGUGAUAUAUCUAUGGAAGACGAACAGGAAAUUUUAGAAGAUUCGCAGUCUUUGUUAAUGUCACCAAUCAGUUGCAAUAACUCAAAUAAUGUACUAAACUGUAUUACAGAAUUCUUCUCACAGGUUGAGUAUGUACAUGUAAAUGAGAAGGAAGAUAAAUAUAUUCCAUCCAACACAAAAAAUUCCUUGACACCGUUACCAGAAGGCAGUUUGGGAACAACUGGAAUAUUGAAUUCUUUAUUGGACUUUGAAUUGACAAACAUGGACACUCUACCAAACGAUCUCAUGUACUCUAAUGUACAAACAGUUAAUCCAAGACUGAUAAAAAAGAACUUCGAAAGUGACAGUCUUUCAAGGGACAGAAAUACUUCUGAAUUGAAUUCUUACACAGAAGAAACAGUUAUGGUUGGCAGGAGCGAUGAAAAGGAUGGGCUUCCACAGAAGAAAAUGGAAUCAUGUAACAGUAAGCGUGACUCUGUUAACAGUAGUGUCGAUGUAGUUGGAUUUGGAUUGAACCCUAGCAACAAAGAUGUUCUGCAAUUCUCUUCUAUAAAUAAAAAAGUGUCAACAGAUAAUAUAUCUUCUGAAUUAAAAGAUCUGCUCUCUAAAUCGAGCCUUUCUAGUCCUAUUGACAAACUCAAUACUAACAUUGUAACAGAAAAAUCUUAUAUUUUCCACAAGGAGUAUGUCAAUCAUGUCCAAUCCUUUAGUGAUACGAUGAAUAAUGUUUUGCCUGAAAUAUGUACUUUCAAUGAUAUUCCAUCAGAUACUGUAAUACACUGUGUAGGUCAGCGAAAUGAUAAGCAUACCUACAUGGAACUUGAGUCAAGUCCUGUGAGGAAACAAGAACCAUUCGAUUGUGAACUAUUGUUUUCAACAGACUUGGUGGCACCUAACAGUAUUACAGUGUCACAGAGUGAACCUUCAAUGCAUGAAAAUUUCCUAAAGAAAAGAAAUAAUAUUCAGAAGAAUAUACAACACAGUCAGGAGGAACACAAUCAUACAAUGAAGCAUCAAAUAGAGGUUAGUGUACAAUCAGGGUUAUUGAAAAGGAAAUUAAGAUAUAAAAAUAUGAAAACAGAAAAUACAGAAGAAGAAUCGGCUUCGCCUACUAAAGAUGAAAGUAGUGUAAGAUGCCCUCAAUUUAAUAUUAUCAAUCAGGAUGCUCAGAAUAUGUGUGAAUUGCCACUAUCAUCGUUUCACAUUUAUCGUCAGAAAUCACCACAGGUGUGUCCAUCCGGGAACAUGUACAAACAAUUAAAAUGUGUGGGUAUUCAACAGCUGAGGAGCAUGUCUCCACAAAAGCAACAGAUUUUAUUAAACUUUCAUGGAGACUCUACAAUGAAUACCAUUUCAAAGGAAGAUUCCAAAUCAGAGGAUUCUCAACGCACCAUUGAAGAUAAUAUUUGGGAAGAUGCGACUCUAUUGUAUGAAUCUUUACGGAAGUCGGGAAAUAAGACUUACCUAAAACUCCCAAAAAAAGGAAUAAAGAUUGACACGGAUGUAGCUAAAAUAAAUAAGGAUAAAUGUAUAACCGAAGUUUCGAGUAAUAUUCUUAUUAAGUCUGGAAUUAAGUGGACAUUGCAGAAUAUGGAUGCUAAAAAGCAAACAAUUUUAUCGACAGAUGAAGAAACACCGUAA
Messenger RNA from Dufourea novaeangliae, 4044 nucleotides. RefSeq lists its product as uncharacterized. Lineage: Eukaryota; Metazoa; Arthropoda; Insecta; Hymenoptera; Halictidae. Bases 1 to 4044 code for a protein of 1347 amino acids. The transcript has 7 exons. The record is from RefSeq and is a predicted model, not a curated record.